Molecule: messenger RNA, 756 nt
Organism: Haemonchus placei
Lineage: Eukaryota; Metazoa; Nematoda; Chromadorea; Rhabditida; Trichostrongylidae
Source: the annotation of a GenBank genome assembly
UCAAAAAUCCUUAAGCCAUUGUGCAGCCGAUUUCACCGCUCCACUUUUUCUCGAAGCUGUCACUUUCUUGACAGGCGCCCAGAUUUGACUCAUACGACUGGCGUAAUCAAUGACGAGGAAGGCGUUCGGUAAAUUGAGAGCGGCUUUUCCUAGCAACGACAAUAUCGAGGUGGUCGGAGCGAGAAAGGCACCAGUUCUAUCUUCCGAUAAGCUUAUAGCAAGGAUAGGUGCACAAACUUCACACAGUUUUAGUAGAGAUUCAGGAAUUUCUAGCGGCGACACUAUAGCAGACGCUGAAGAGUUGACCACAGGAAAAUCAAAUGGAUUUACCUUGGAAAAAACUUUUACAAGAUUUAUCUUAGACGAAAUCCUGCCGUCAGACAUAACCAACUGAACUUCUUCACAGAGAUUUCGCUGACGUGAUUUGUCGAUAGAGUACGCCUUAACAAAUGCUUCGACAGUCUCCAAAAAAUGUGGGAAAUUCCAGGCUGGUUUUCGAGAGCUGCCGAGAAAUUUUACAAAUGCUGUGAAUAGAUCAGCAUUGCAGCUACAUAACUUUGGAUAAGAAGUCAGAAGUGAACCAAUCGUUGAGAAAGCAAAGUUGCGAAUCCUAAGCUCGUUAUGAGUGAGGGCAUGAAGUAGAUGUGCGACGAAUAGUGUGAAAUGAGCACUCAUAGCAUUUGGAGUUACGGAACAAAUAACACGAAGAAGAGCUCUAAGAUGACCGCUCACGGCUGGAUCAUCGCCACAGUCUGA